UGAUAGGCGGUUUGGGCAAAUUAUGCAGGAAUGAGAAGAGGUUUUAAGCUCAAUGUUUUGUGGAAUCAUUAAGUUUAGAUGUUAUACAAUACGUUUUUUAUUUUUAAGGAGAAAUACAUUUCAGCAGAUCUAUACUACCUAGAUUCCACCGUUUCUGUAGAAUGACCCAGGGGCCACUUGAAUGGCAAAGGGUCAUACGGUCAUUUGCACUGCAUACACUAAAUCUCCCCUGCUGUGAUUAUGACUUGUUGCUGUUGAAGACAAUCCUCUCCAGUUCCACUCCCAGUCACUACGCGGCGGUAAGGAGUUUUAUGUUGGCCAACAGCAAAUAGAUGUCAAGAAGAAGAAGAUAAUUCACGUUCCGUUUCCAGGGCGAUUCAGUUGGCGGCUGAGAAGCGCCAAAUCAAAAAUCCUUACGGGAUAACAACUAAAAAGUAAAGGGUCUGUGUGAUGGAAGCCAUUGCCUCUCAGAACUAACCGGUUUACCAACGAGUCAGUUUAAUACCCCAGUGAAAAACGUGUUGCUGUUGAAUACAACAUGGAGGAACUCUUCAGCAAAGGGUUGCAAGUCAACGUGAGGUGCAGGGACUGUGAGGAGAGAAAAGCAAACAUCCGUGUCACCAUUGAGCUUCAGUUGACAAACAGUCCAGGACACAAAAGGGAUCUUCUGGUGAGACUAACCGAUGAUACUGAUCCAUAUUUUCUCUUCAACCUCUCUAUAUCAGAAGAAGAUUUCCAAAGUUUGAAAGUCCAACAGGGGCUACUGAUAGACUUUGCAUCAUUUCCUCAGAAGUUUAUUGACCUGCUUAAUCUGUGUUAUUCUGAGCAAGAGUCAGACAAUCCAAGGUUUCUCCUGCACUUGUCAAGUCAGUCUCCAGUGCUUGAAGGCCCUGCCAACUUCAGUGUUGUAGAGACAAAUGCAUUCAAACACCUGAACCACUUGUCUUUGAGGCUUUUUCACGGCUCUGAUAAAGAGAUUAAAGACUAUCUGGCAGUGUGUCUCUCCUCUCUCAAGGCAGAGAAGCAGGCCCUAGAGAUGAAGCUUCAGAAGACUAAUGAGGAUCUGUCCAGGCAGCUGAGUUAUGCCCAACAGACGCUGUCUGAGAAGACUAAAGAGUUAGACAAACUGCGUUCAGAGUGGACAAGUCAGACCAGCUCUCUGUCCAGCCGUCAUUGUAAGGAGUUACAAUCAGAGAGAGAGAAGGCUCUAGAGUUACAGAGCAGACUUCAGCAGCAGACGGAGCUGCUCCGUCAGGAGCUGGAGAAUUCUCAUAAGAAGAGCAGCCAGCAGCUCCACAGCAGACUGACAGAGCUGGAGGCCUCUUGCAGAGAGCUGACGGAGAGGAAAUACAAGAAUGAGUCUGUCAUCAGAGACCUGAAGAUUAAACUAGUGGGUGUAGAGGAGGAGUGCCAGCGUUCCAAGCAGCAGAUCCUGUCUCUCAGGAGGGAGAACAGCUCUCUGGACACAGAGCUCCAUGACAAGGAGCGUUUGGGGAGCCAGCUGCAGAUGAGAGUGGCUGUUCUGGAACAGGAGAUCAAAGAUAAGGAUCAGCUCAUGCACCGCUCGAAAGAGGUGCUGGAAGCUAUUCAACAGCAGAAGGAAUCAAUGGAAGAAAAUGCUGAAAGUAAAGAACUUCAGAUUACAAAACUUGAGGCAACGGUGAAAUCCCUGUCUGAGGAGCUGAUAAAGGCUAACGGUAUCAUUAAGAAGCUGCAGGGAGAGGUUCGAGGCCUAGUUGGAAAAAUAAAAGUGAAAAACACUGUGACUGUGUCACAGGAGAAGCUCCUCCAAGACACAUCAGGAAAACUUGAGAAUGUUGAAAAGGAUCUACAGAGCACUCAGCAGCAGCUCGUCACCAGGGAUGAGCAGGUUUCAAAACUGAAGGAGCAGUUGGAGACAACGGUACAGAAGCUAAAUGAAAGCAGAGAGGUGUUGAAGACAAAUGAGAAUGUUAUAAAUUGGCUCAACAAGCAGCUAAAUGAAAAGCAGCUCUCCAGAAAGUCACAGUCUGCUGAACCUUUGGACAGGCUUUCACUUCUAUCCACAGCAACAGGACUAAAGACAGGGAAAAGUGCAUCGUCUCCUGUUGAUCAGCGAUCAGUGCAGCAAACCAUCAGACACACUGGAGACUCUGCAGGUCUGGAUUCUAAGUACUUUGAGAGGAGAGAUGAUAGCAUCCCAGUCUAUGGUCUGUCAUCUAAUGUGUUUCACAAAGAGUUCUCUCGGCAAACAAAGCCCUCCGUAGCUUCUGCUUACUUCUCUGCAUGAAGCAAUAGCAGGUGGAGUCAUGACAUCACACAGAAUUUCAAUUCAACUCCAGGUGGAAGUGAAACCAUCACAGGCUCCUGUUCCAAUCUGUCACUGACAUGCUGUGUUAAAUUCACUUUUUAAGUAGCUUCUAUUGCUGUUUUAAUUUGUGUGCUGAUGGUUUACACAUCUAUCCUCUGAUUUGUGUACACAGUAAAUGCUGUUACACCUUUCUGAAUGGUGGGUUCCAGUGAUCAUGGAGAAUGUAUUAAAGUCUUUAAAUUCAAAUAUACUAUUUUUUCUAAAACAGUAUAUGAAGUUUGCCAUCCUUUUGUGUUUAUUUGUUGUUGUAUUUCAGUUAUGAAGUGUAGUCUUUAAUAAAGUGUUUCCAUCCUUAUUGCUGCCCAUAGGAUUUCUAGGGUAUCUACUGCUUUAAAAUCUACAUUUAAUUAAUUUCAUCUCACUUCAAUUCCCCUUCAAAUAUUGAAUCUGAAAAAAAAAAUGGUGCUGUUCAGUAUUUGUCAAGCAUGGCUAUAGAUUCAUCUAAUGCCAGAAUUUGGGACUUCAUUUCAUUUUUAGGUGGCAUACUACUCACAUCUUUAAACUCAGUGGCGGGCCGUGCAUUUUACACCUGGGCCUUCACUGCUGUCCUGCAGCUGAAAUACCACCUUAU
Messenger RNA from Anarrhichthys ocellatus (wolf-eel), 2921 nucleotides. RefSeq names its product SAS-6 centriolar assembly protein (gene sass6). Gene Ontology annotation, biological process: centriole replication; spermatogenesis. The record is from RefSeq and is a predicted model, not a curated record. The transcript has 16 exons. Gene Ontology annotation, cellular component: centriole; centrosome. Bases 539 to 2269 code for a protein of 576 amino acids. NCBI's taxonomy places the organism in Eukaryota, Metazoa, Chordata, Actinopteri, Perciformes, Anarhichadidae.